Messenger RNA from Acaulospora colombiana, 1343 nucleotides. NCBI's taxonomy places the organism in Eukaryota, Fungi, Glomeromycota, Glomeromycetes, Diversisporales, Acaulosporaceae. The record is from the annotation of a GenBank genome assembly.
AUGUAUCAAACAGCCGCCGCUCCUCAAUAUCAACCACAACAACCCUUCGCCGUGUACGGGAAUACACAUAUAACCUACACUUCUAACCCUCAUCACUCCAGGAAUUCGUCGACGUCAUCAAUAUCUAGGCAUUCCCCCCAGGACGCUUCUUUCGCGCUAGAGACGAACGGAUACACGCAACUCAGCUAUCGUUUCGAUCCCAAUACAGCUGCCAAUACGAUGACCACUCAGGACGUUUCAAAGUCGUCCCCUCUCCAACAAAAUCAUAAUUCACCGAGUUUGAUCCAGGCCGGAUCGUCACCUUCCUCCUCAGUUACCUUGUCUCCGGAUAAUAGUUCGAACGUUCUUCCGCCUAUAUCUGAAGUGUUUUCAUCAUCUUCGGCACAUAACGGACAGUCAACAUCAUCCUCGGGUUCACCAAUUCAAUCUCAAGUUGUUCCCCAACAACCUCAAGUGCAAUCUCAGCAGCAGCCGAAUGGGGGUAACAUCACGAUGCCGUCGACAGCCUCUGCUCAUCCCAGCUACUUCUACUCCGAUGUGAACGCGGCCGCGGCUGCAGCUACUUUCGCCGCUGCAGCUCACGCACAACAAGUUGCUGCGCAACAAGCCGCCGAAGGCGCCAACUUUUCUACUUCGAUAGUUUCACAAAGUCAGUCAUCCCAGUUAGCGUCCAAUAUCCCGGUGGUGGAUCCCAGAACUCUCCCAAGGGUCAGUGCCAAUGCUUCAGAUAUGCAAGCCCUUUCUAAUCGCAAUGGUUCCUCCAUGCUUGCUAUAAACACUGCUGGAUUAAGCGUUGGUGCGGGAGACCCUAGUCCAAUGAGCGCCAAUUCUUCGACAGGAUCCCCGAUAAUGCCCACCCUCAGCUACCAUCCGAGUGCUCACCAUCAAGCAUUGCUCAAUAGUCACUUCAUGGCCGCCACCCAAUCUAUGAACAGCGCUGCUGGCUUGAUAGCACCAACUCAACGUCUUUCAGCGAACCACAACCGAAGAAACACUCGUUCGGAUGAUGGUAGCGACAUAAAUUCCGUGUCUAACGGUGAACGUCCUCAAAAGGUAUACUCGUUCGUGGCCCUACCAGGAAUAAACACCAAGAAGAGACCCCGCCGUCGAUACGACGAAAUUGAGCGCCACUAUGCUUGUAAUUUCGCUGGAUGUACGAAGAGUUACGGCACUCUCAAUCACUUGAACGCACACGUACAGAUGCAGAAGCAUGGACCCAAGAGGCAUCCUUCAGAAUUCAAAGAGCUUCGAAAACAAUGGAGACGACAAAAACGUGAAGAGGAGGAACGAAAAAAUGCAGAAAGUGCCGCUGCAAAGAACUCCGCGGCUGGCCUUAACAUAAC